CCAGCGGGCAUCUCGGCCACACCCAGCGCCUCGUGGGGUUCCCACAGGGCGACGUGCUGACCACCAGGCACCGGGUGGACCUGGGCGACGGCUCCGCGCCCCUGGCCGUGAACCUCACGCUGCGCAGCGAGCACGUGCGGCACCGCUACGAGAGCCCGGGCGUGUACCGCGUGGCCGUGCGGGCGGAGAACGCCGCGGGGCAGGACGAGGCCGUGCUCUUCGUCCAGGUCAACCCCCCCCUGGAGGCCCUCUACCUCGAAGUGGUGCCCGUCGUUGGCAUCAACGAGGAGGUGGCCCUGACCGCCGUGCUGCUGCCCCUGAACCCCAACCUCACGGUCUUCUACUGGUGGAUCGGCCCCAGCCUGCAGCCCCUGCUGUCGCUGAACAACUCCAUGACGACGCGGUUUGCGGACACGGGGGAGGUGCGUGUGACGGUGCAGGCGGCCUGCGGGAGCUCCGUGCUGCAGGCCUCCAAGGUGGUCCGCGUGCUGGACCAGUUUGAGGUGGUGCCUCUGCAGUUCUCCCCGAACCUGGACACCUACAACCCCAACACGCCCGAGUGGAGAGAGGACGUCGGCCAGGUGGUCAGCUGGCUGCUCGCCAAGGAGACGGCCAUCCCGGCGGAGCUGCUGGUGACGGUGCUGGAGCCGGGGCUGCCCACCGCGGCCAGCCUGUACGUGCUGCCGCCCCCGCCCGGGCCCUCGAGGAUGAGGAGCGCCUCCGGCGACCAGAGCCCGGCGGCCGUGCGGCAGGCGCUGAGCGCGCAGAAGAUCAGCUUCCCCCUGCGGGCCGGCGUCCGCGUGCUGGUGGCCCUCGGGCCGGACACACGCUCUCGGCGGCCGGGCAGCGGCGGUGGUGCCUGGGUGGUGGCCGUGCUCCUGGUCCUCGGGCUGCUCCCCGUGGGAGGCCUCCUGCUCUACAAGUUCAAAAGGAAGCGGCCGGACCGGACGGUGUACGCGCAGAUGCACAACGCCAAGGAGCAGGAGAUGACCAGCCCGCUGGGCCACGGCCAGGCCGGCCCCGGCCCCGUGCAGCCCGAGGAGUUCAUGGACGGCGACCUCCACCCGCCGACCCUAGGGAACCACUCGGGCGUGGUCCUCAGCAUCAACUCCCGCGAGAUGCACAGCUACCUGGUGAGCUGAUGGCCGCGGCGCCCGGAGCGCCCUCUCCGCCCGUCCCCGGGGCACGGCCCCCACGCCGGCUGUGCCGGCACUGGCAUCGCCAGAGGCCGCCCCACGCAAGGCCCAGCGCCCCCGCCUCUGCUCAGGACGCCCGGGGCUGCUGACCGCCGCCUCCCUGGACCCCAGCCACGGCCCCGCCGCCCGCCGGCUCCGGCCCGCCUCCACCCCCGGACGCUGCGCCGGACCCUGGCACCCCCGCCCAGGCCUGACCUCUGGUGCCAGGCGGGUCCCCUGGGUGCCUGCCCGCCCUCUGGCACCGCAGACCCACUCAGCCACGCUGCACAUGGACAGGGUUGUGCCCACCAAGGGCAGCCCGCCAGGCGCCCUCUCAGCGGGCGCCCGCCCUCCAGCAUCAAAGAGCCUGAGGCCCGGGCCUUGCCACGCCUCCUGCCGCCCCUGCCCCCCCCCCCCAACUGCAGGUGAUGGGAAACUCCUUUCCCAGAAUGCCCAGGGCUGCUCCGUGCCCUCUGGGCACCCUUCCCCUGGGCCAGAGGGGCCGAGGCCGGCCUUCCCCUGGGAGCCACGGGGCUGCAGCUUCACAGCCGGCCACCAGGCGGCGCCCCCACAGGCACCUGCUCCCUCGCGGUGGGCCGGGCCCAGAGGCCCAAGCUGCUGCAGUGAUUGCUUCGGGGGACACACGGAACCCGGGGACCAGAGGGUUAGAUCGGAGGGCGGGUGUGCCCCCUGGGGGUGCAGACCCCAAGGCCAGAGAGGGGGUGACCCUCCCCAGGCCAGACCGCAGUCGAGGCAGAGCGCCUGGGAGCCAGCCCUCGGCCCCCGGGCCAUGCAGUCCGCUCACCGGAGCCAGAAUCAGUGACGCUGCUGCCUCAGGGUCCGGUGCGAACACGUGGGGGCUGCUCCCCCUUGGCCUUGAACCCGAAUCAGUAUUUCCCCCCCCCCCCUCCUCCACGCACUGACCCCUCCUCCCCCCAGGGCAGGGCCCUCUGGUGGCCUCUCCUGGGGACACCAGAGCCCGGGCUAGGGACCGGCUGGCCUGGGUGGGGAGAACAGCCCCCUGGAGCAGUGGGGGAUCCCGCCAGUCUAGCGCCCUGUCACCAUGGCGACUCGGAGACCACAGGGGGGAGAGGUCCCUGUGGGUCCCUCCCCUGGCCCUGCCCACCAGCAGACAGCCACUCUGCAGACUCAGCCCAAGGACAGGGCGGGGGGUGGUCUGGGGGGCACAGUCAGUUUCCAGACACUUAGGGAGCCCUGUGUCCACCCCACCCGCCUGGGAGACGGACACUGUCCAGGCCCAGGGUCAGGGGCGGCAUGGCGUGCCCUGGACACAGCCCCUGCCCAGCUCACCAGUGCCUGCGGGUGACCCCCUGUGACCCUGAACCCCGCGAUUCACUGCUGUUCGGGCAGGCCUGCCCCGGCCGCUGGCGGUUUGCUUGGGGUUGUCAUUCCUUCUGCCUAUGAGGAGUAUCUGGGGCCCAUGAACCCCGAAACGAGGUGGCACUGGCUCCCCUGCACUUCCCCACCCACAGCGUCCGGUCGCCACGUGGGUCCACGGCCCUCCGGCUACACGUUUGAGGGCGCACAUGGGGCGCCCAGCCCCGCACAGGCUCCGGGGGAGGCGCGGCCUGCUGCAGCCGCAGGGCAGUCCCCCGGGCUGUGCCCACUGGUAUAUGCACACCACAGAGAUGCGAUCGGUUCUUUCUUACUUUUCCUUUUUAAAAACCAAUAAACCACUUGUGAUGCUUUUAACAAA
Messenger RNA from Pipistrellus kuhlii (Kuhl's pipistrelle), 2892 nucleotides. Its product is annotated as VPS10 domain-containing receptor SorCS2-like. The record is from RefSeq and is a predicted model, not a curated record. NCBI's taxonomy places the organism in Eukaryota, Metazoa, Chordata, Mammalia, Chiroptera, Vespertilionidae. The transcript has 9 exons. The annotation marks the transcript as partial.